Messenger RNA from Zymoseptoria tritici IPO323, 2097 nucleotides. RefSeq lists its product as uncharacterized. Gene Ontology annotation, biological process: synaptonemal complex assembly; meiotic recombination checkpoint signaling. NCBI's taxonomy places the organism in Eukaryota, Fungi, Ascomycota, Dothideomycetes, Mycosphaerellales, Mycosphaerellaceae. Bases 1 to 2097 code for a protein of 698 amino acids. The transcript is spliced from 7 exons. The record is from RefSeq and is a predicted model, not a curated record. Gene Ontology annotation, cellular component: nucleus.
AUGCCGAGCGUACAGAUGCAGAAGACGCGGCCAGCGCCGCCGGUGACCAAGACCCGACUUACUCAAAAGCAGAGUCAGGAGAUCGUUCAGACGCUUCUCCUUGGAGGACUCAGCACGCUCACCUGGACGCGCGAAUUCUUCGCCGAAAAGGUCUUCACUUCACAGUUUUACCCCAAUCAUGAUCGCAUACCCUCCUACAAAGACGUCUCCAAUGGCAAGCUGCCUCAGAAAAAGUCGGCCUUGCCUGGCACAUCGAUGCAAGUCCUUCAACGUCACCGCAGCAAGCGUGCCGACUUGUUUCUGGACUGGCUGGAGCAGGGAGCCUUUCCCGCGCUGAAACAAGGAACUCUCCACGCCGUGCAAGUCUGCGUACACCUGAACUCCGACGAUCGCGAACAAGUCGUUGAGACAUACACCUUCACCAUCAAAUACCACACGGAUGAAAGCAGUGGGGAGACACUCGCUGGGCUUGAGGUCGAUGGUCCUAAAGGCGAUCCCCUCACGCUGGAAGCUACAAGCGAGGCCAUGCAGAAGAUGAUCCGCGGCAUCACAAAGCUGACCGAAAAGCUGCCUGGUCUUCCAGGUGCCACCACUCUGAAGGUGUCCUACCUGCACGACCCAGCCCUGUCAGACAUCGUGCCCAGCACAUACCCAACGAAGCUCGGAUAUGGCGACCCGAUAUCCGCACAGGCCGACAUCGAUAUUUCUCUACCACAAGAAGCCGACGCCGAAACUGUUGUCUCACAAACACCAAAGGAACGUCAGGUGUCAUUACCCUCAACCCUUGGCAGUGAUCGUGGAGUCGAUCGUCUCAUCACUCAGAUGGAAACGCCAUUGCCGACCGCGGCGAUGGCAGCAAACAGGAAAGACUCGGAGAGUCCAGCGCUAUCUGAGCGCGAUGCGAAUACGCAAUCGAGUGUUGUGCCUCGAAUGAAGAGCGCUUUGGGUGGCAUGAUGCUACCGGAGCACUUGACGCAAGGAGACACCCAAACACAGAUGCCGAUGCGUCGCCCGACGGCGGCGGCCAGGACAAUCAGUCGUGUUCCAAACUCUCCGAUUGAGAAAGAGAUGUCCACGGCUCGAGAGGACUCGCUCAAGCAACAACCGCCAGUGACAACCAAAAUGAUGCUGCUACCCAAGUUGGCCAAUUUGUUGGAGGCAAAGAAGUCAAAGCUUCGCAAGACUGCGCUCAGUCUCAGUCAAUCCACCAAUACAGAUGCAGACAAGGAAGAGAGAGUGUUGUGCCAAUGUGGACUUGCGCGUGAUGCAGGUGAUAUGGUCAACUGCGUUCACUGUGAUACAUGGCAGCACAUACACUGCUACGGGUUCUCGGGUAGCAAAGAUCCUCGGCUUCCCGACGAGCACACAUGCUAUCAAUGUCUUCUUGGAGGCAUGGAUGAGGAUCUAUUGACGAAAAUGGAAGAUCUCGCCCUCCUGCGCCGUGGCAUGGGCAUUGUCCUCCACGAUGGACUGCAGAGAAAGACGGACCUGGGCAAACUCAUGGGUGAGCGACAUUCAGAAGCUCAUCUUCCAGCUCAAUCGAUUGACCGUCAAAUAGGCAUCUCCCCAAGCACUGCGCAGACUUUGCAUACCCGCCUCCGUUCCUACGUCGUCAACGCCCGAGGCUCACAUAAGCCGGGCUUCGCAGCGACGGGAAAUGCUCCCUGGGUCCCAGCUCCACCCGGACAUCCAAACCACGACCUGAUGUUGCGCGAACUGUUCGACCCGCUGCGACAUAUCGAGCAUUGCUACGCCACACAACCCGCCGUCACCAAGCCCAUCGUCGAACAACUUCUAGCACUGCGCUCGGGAGCAAUGCCUCCACCUUCCACGCCCGCCUCAGUUUUCAACAAGAAACAUGCUUCCGCCACUCCCGCUGAUGGUCUGGACCUACGACCUUCGAUGUCGCCGUUCACGACUCCAUUGCGGGUACCAACCGGCAAGAGAGGUCGAGACGAAGACGAGGAGAUCUUCGAUACCCCGGCUAAGCGGCAAGCCUCGACGACUCCGCUCUACCAUCGAUUGAAGAGUGUACAGAGUCAGUACAUCCUGAAUGCGGACGGGAAGAGCAGCAGCCCAGCUGGACGAGGAGAUUGA